CUCCCUCCCCCCUCUGCCGCUCCCCUGAGCCCCGCCAGACCCCGCUCCGCCCGCGCCCCGCUCGACUCCGGAGGCUCCCGCAGCCCCGGCGUCCGCCCCGCUGCCCCUCCCCGGGGGCCAUGGGGGUGCCCCCGGGCUACCGGCCUUCGGCUUGGGUACAUCUCCUCCACCAGCUGCCCCGCGCCGACUUCCAGCUCCGCCCGGUGCCUAGCGGUUUCGCGCCCCAAGAGCAGGAAUACCAGCAGGCCCUGUUGCUGGUGGCGGCCUUGGCAGGCCUGGGCUUGGGCCUUAGCCUCAUUUUCAUCGCUGUCUACCUCAUCCGCUUCUGCUGCUGCCGCCCCCCAGAACCCCCAGGGGCCAAGAGCCCCCCGCCUGGGGGAGGCUGUGUCACUUGGAGUUGCAUUGCUGCCCUUCUCAUCGGCUGCGCCAGCAUUGGCAUCGGUUUCUACGGUAACAGCGAGACCAGUGAUGGGGUGUCCCAGCUCAGCUCAGCCCUGCUGCAUGCCAACCACACACUUAGUGCCAUUGAUCACCUGGUGCUGGAGACAGUGGAGAGGCUGGGUGAGGCGGUGAGGACAGAGCUGACCACGUUGGAGGAGGUGCUUGAGCAGCGCACAGAGCUGGUGGCAGCUGCUCGUGCAGCCCGGAGGCAGGCAGAGGCUGUGGCCCAGCAGCUGCAGGGGCUGGCCUUCUGGCAAGGCGUGCCUCUGAGCCCCCUGCAGGUGGCCGAAGAGGUGUCCUUCGUGGAGGAGUACAGGUGGCUGGCCUAUGUCCUCCUGCUGCUCCUGGAGCUCCUGGUCUGCCUCUUCACCCUCCUGGGCCUGGCGAAACAGAGCAAGUGGCUGGUGAUUGUGAUGACGGUGAUGAGUCUCCUGGUUCUCGUCCUAAGCUGGGGUUCCAUGGGUCUGGAGGCAGCUACAGCGGUGGGCCUCAGUGACUUCUGCUCCAAUCCGGACACCUAUGUUCUGAACCUGACCCAGGAGGAGACAGGACUCAGCUCAGACAUCCUGAGCUAUUAUUUUCUCUGCAACCAGGCCGUGUCCAACCCCUUUCAACAGAGGCUGACUCUGUCCCAGAGAGCUCUGGCCAACAUCCACUCCCAGCUGCAGGGCCUAGAGCGAGAAGCUGUUCCACAGUUCCCUUCAGCGCAGAAGUCUCUGUUGUCCUUGGAGGAGACGCUGAAUGUGACAGAAGGAAAUCUCCACCAGUUGGUGGCGCUGCUUCACUGUCGCAGCCUGCACAAGGACUAUGGCACAGCCCUGCGUGGCCUGUGCGAAGAUGCCCUGGAGGGCCUGCUCUUCCUGCUGCUCUUUUCCUUGCUGUCUGCAGGGGCCCUGGCCACAGCCCUCUGCAGCCUGCCCCGUGCCUGGGCCCUCUUCCCGCCCAGUGACGACUAUGACGACACAGAUGAUGAUGACCCUUUCAACCCUCAGGAAUCCAAGCGCUUUGUGCAGUGGCAGUCGUCUAUCUGAGCCUCUCCUCCCGCCCACCCUGGAGCCUGCCUCCCCUCUCCGGUGAGCUCCAGAGAAACACCCCAGCACCCACAGCCCAGCUUCUGUCCUCCUCACCACACCCCAAGGUGCUCCAGGCAUCAGAGCGUCAGUUGUGAGCUGCCUGCUAGGCGUGCCACACCCUGGUGGCCCUCCAGCCUGCAUCAGUGCCCUGUCUCUGCAUCUCUCUGCAGUUCCUUCUCUGGCUGCCGGAGGAGACCCCACUAACUCAGCCUGACUGGGCUCUGAUCACUAACACUGGCCAUGGACACCUUGUGCAAGACUGCCUCUCUGCCCUGGCCCCGUCUAUCCAUAGCCAUGGGAGUAGCUAAGCAGGCAGACCAGGGACCAGGGCUGGCAGGGUAGGGGGCAGACAGAUAGCCCCACAGCCCUUAUCUCUGGCUGCCAGUCCCAUCCGUGGAGGGUCUGAGCUUGGGGCAAGGGACAUGAGUCGCCCCUGUUGCUCCUGCCAUGCCCCAGUGGGCUCCAGGCCCCUGAUCUCAACUUGUGGCACUAACUUGGAAAAGGGUUGAUUUACAAUAAAAGGGAAGACUUUAUUUUACAAGCA
Nycticebus coucang (slow loris) is the source of this 2058-nucleotide messenger RNA. It is a transcript of the gene TTYH1, whose product is annotated as tweety family member 1. Bases 120 to 1472 code for a protein of 450 amino acids. Gene Ontology annotation, molecular function: intracellularly calcium-gated chloride channel activity; volume-sensitive chloride channel activity. The record is from RefSeq and is a predicted model, not a curated record. Lineage: Eukaryota; Metazoa; Chordata; Mammalia; Primates; Lorisidae. Gene Ontology annotation, cellular component: smooth endoplasmic reticulum membrane; plasma membrane. The transcript is spliced from 13 exons.